UAGAAAUAUUCUAUAGUUUAGAGUCUAUACCGAAACUUUCUCGUUUCUACAAAAUUUAAGAUCGCCGUCGAAAAAUCCCUCUAUCUCCCUUUAGCCCUCUGUUUGGCCGGAAAGAUGUCGUCUAAAACCCUAAUUCGCACUGGAGUUUCGGUGUUUAGCCGUAUUAUGAAUCCGGUUGUUCAUCCCGACCCGGCUCAUAAGUUGUUCGUUCCCCAGAUCUUUGAAAUCGCACAGAAGCUUUCCACCCCACAGCCAUUUCCAUCUCUUCUGAAGCUACCGAACCCGCUGAAUUUGAUCCAAAACGAUGCAGAAACCCUAAAAAGAGUUUCUGCAGAAGGGUUCUUGUAUCCCUGCGGACUUCCUUCUCUCCGAUUCUUCCUCCCUGACGGAGAUGAUUCAUCAUCAAGUGAACCUUUGUUGUGCAUCAAGAGAACUUAUCAACCUAGCAACCUCAGGAGGAAAAGGGUUCAUGGUUACCUGGCUAGGAAAGCAACAAAAGGAGGUAGACGAGUGAUUGCUAGGAGGAUUGCAAAGGGUCGAUCUAGAAUCACAGCUUAAAAGAGGUCAUGCUAAGUCUUUGAAUCAUCUGUAAUGGCUGUCAAUGUCUGCAAGUGAUUUUGAUGCAUUUGCAACUAAUUAUUAGGGCUUUUGUGAGAGAGAUAGAAAACACCAUGUUGAUUUUUGCAGAAGUUUGUGUUCUUUCUUUUUGGUAAUUUCAGCAAUAACCAAAUUUGUCCCUUAUGUAAACGGAUUAAAAUUUCGGAUCAUAAUUCCGGGUGCAAAUGGCUGCCAUGAUUGAGGCAUAGUUGGCAUGAAGAUUGCUUAGUCAGAAUAAAUGUUUUUCAUGUAAAGGAGAUGAAAAAAAUAUGGGCAAAAUACUCAUUUAUGAAUAUAACAGCUACGCAGAAAGAGCAGAAAAUGAAACUGUUACCACAUUCAGUAUUCACAAAAAAAAAAAAGAUUAAUAACUGGAAUGUAUUUUGUUAUGUAGUCAGUUCUUUUUACAUGGAAUACCUAUUCUUCAUAGUUUUUGUUCAUGCCAAACAAUGUAAUUUAAUUUAGAGUUUGAUCAUUAACAAAUGAAGGUAUUUUGUAAAAGGGAUAAUGGCUUAAAAGGGUAACUUAUUUCUUGAUUUGUACAAAUUUAGUCACUGAGUUUUUUUUUGUCCGUAUUUUC
Molecule: messenger RNA, 1177 nt
Organism: Lactuca saligna
Lineage: Eukaryota; Viridiplantae; Streptophyta; Magnoliopsida; Asterales; Asteraceae
Source: the annotation of a GenBank genome assembly